Messenger RNA from Drosophila rhopaloa, 673 nucleotides. RefSeq lists its product as uncharacterized. Gene Ontology annotation, cellular component: extracellular region. The record is from RefSeq and is a predicted model, not a curated record. The transcript has 3 exons. Gene Ontology annotation, molecular function: cytokine activity; prothoracicotrophic hormone activity. The coding region runs from base 34 to 645 and encodes 203 amino acids. Lineage: Eukaryota; Metazoa; Arthropoda; Insecta; Diptera; Drosophilidae.
GGUCAGAGCCGCAAAAGGAGUUCAGCGCUGGUCAUGCAAAGAUCUAGCAGGAUGCCGUGGCUGUCCGUUUCCAUAACUGCGCUGGCGCUACUUAGCCUGACAAAUAACGGAUACGCCAAUCUAUACUCCAGUGAUGGAGUCUUCGACGAGAUGGUGGGUCUAAAAGGUUGCGAGCCGCAAUGCCUGGAACAGCAGGCGGAGGAGCAGCAAUCCGAUCGCAGUACGUCAAAGAUGCUGAGUGCCCUUUUCGGCUUCGGUCCCAGCACUCCACAUCCCACAGGGAUUGCGAUGGCGAUGCCCCAUCAGCUGCCGCCGAUGUAUUACAACGAUUUCUAUGAGGAUUUGUUGACCACCAAACGCAACGAUGUCCACUCCACAGGCUGCGAUUGCAAAGUUACGAACGAGCUCAAGGAUUUGGGCAACAUGCACUUUCCCCGCUAUUUGAUGAAUGCUGUUUGCGAAUCGCGUUCUGGACGGAAUAUGGCCAAGUGCACUCACGGUUCUAACUGCAGGCCACUGGAGUACAAGGUAAAGGUACUGCAACAGGUUUUACCUUCAGACCAUCCCAACUCCUGGAUAAGCAACGAGCAAACGUGGCAGUUCACAACCGUCACAGUAAACGCCGGCUGCUUUUGCGCCAAGUGACUAAAAAGUUUUAAGAAAUUGCCGAUGU